GGUCUUAAUAUGAUAGCUGCUUUUCCAUUGGAUUAUAUGCACCUCAUUUGUUUAGGUGUGAUGAGAAAGCUUUUGUUAAUGUGGGUUACUGGAAAACCACCGACAAAAUUGCAGCACAUAAAAGUUCAAAAUAUAUCACAAGCAUUAAUUAAACAAAGACCAUUUUCACCUUGUGAAUUUGCUCGUAAACCGCGAUCUUUAUCUGAAGUAAAUCGAUUUAAAGCAACAGAAUAUCGGCAGUUUUUAUUAUAUACAGGCCCAGUUAUUCUGCGUUCAAUAUUAUCGCUAGAUAUGUACACAAAUUUUUUAAGCCUGCAUAUAGCUACUUUAAUUUUAUCCAACACAAAGCUGUUAUCGCACUUCGGAGAUUAUAGUGAUUCAUUACUUAAAUAUUUUGUAAAAACAUUUAUACUUAUCUAUGGCGAACAAAAUGUAUCACACAAUAUACAUAAUUUACUUCACAUUUUUGCAGAUAGCAAACAAUUUGGAGUUUUGCAAAACUUUUGCAGUUUUCCCUUAGAAAAUUAUCUCCAGUCAUUCAAAAGGAUUAUUAGAAAAGGUGACAAACCCUUAUCCCAAAUUAUUAAAAGAAAGUUUGAGCAAGACUCUUGUGUAAUUGUAGAAAAUUCUUUCUGCUGUGGCUAUCCUAUACCCAGUAUGGAACACAAUAAUGGACCUUUAAUUGGUAACGGCGUAUUGACACAAUAUAAGCAAAUUCAAUUUCAAAAUUACACCUUGAAGCUUUCAAUGGGUGAUAAUUGUUGCUGUCUGAAUGAUGGUAACGUUAUAUGUAUUAAAAACUUUGUUUCAAAGGAUGACGAGUUAUUUAUUAUCGGGUUCAAGUACAUGGAAAGAAGUGAUGUGUAUCUAAAACCUUGCAAAUCUUCAUCCUUGGGAAUAUAUUUUGUAAGUGGGGAAGGAUCCCUUAAUAUAUGGAAUAUUAAGAACAUUUCGAAUAAACUUGUUAAGGUUAUUGUAAAUGAUAAAAUUGCUGUGUUUCCAUUUUUACAUUAGUUUUUUAUAAGUUUGAAUCUUUUGUUGAAAAAUUUUUUUUUAGUUAUUGUUUUAUUAGCUGUGAGCAUUGUUUUUGUUUUUGUCGCUUAUAAGUACACUUUGUUAUUUGUGGAAAAAUACUUGUUUUGGCAUUUAUUUACAGUAAUUCAUCAUAGAGAUCAUGUCUGCAAAAGUAACAUGGUCCGUAAUAAAAUUUCCCGAGGACAAUGAUGCGGUUGAGGCAGUACCAUCUAGAUGGUUAGUGGGUAAUAAAUGUAAAUGGCCUCCAUACCCACCAAACAGCAAAAAGUUAAUAGAGGCCAUUGAGAAAAGUGAAAUGCCUAGUGAAACAUGGCAAGAAUUUACCAUUAUACCUUUUCGUAACAAUAUUUAUGAUGAUUAUGAAGCUGUAUCACUCCCAGAUCCACCACCUGAGCCAGCAUUCAUCCAGAAAUUGAUUAACAAUGUAGAAGAUUCGUCUUCACUUCAAGGUGCAAUUGAUUCUGAUUCGUAUCAAGAUAUAAAUCCUAACGGAUCUUCCUCAAAAUUUAUGGCUCCAUCUCCAAUUUGUAGAAAAACUCAAAAAGUGCGCAAUGAUCAACAACCUACUUAUAUCGAAGUACAACAGCCUAUGCUUGACAAAAAUUGUGACAAAACCGUUGUCCAUACACUAGAAACACCAAAUCAAAAAGAAAUUGGAGUUAAAGAUGUUUAUAACCUAUUGUUAAGGCUCACAAGAAAGCAAGAGUUAUUACAGCUGGUAGUAACGGACAUAAAGGAAAGUUUAAUUAAAAUGGAGACUGUAUUAUUGAGAAACCAUCAGGUUGACGUAGAAACAGGAGAUGCGGAAUCCAUUUCCCUUAAAUUUAACCUACCCAUUGAUGGUGUCGAGAAGCUAAAAGAAUUUGAAGCUUACUUCAUUGAAAAUGAGAAAGCAUUUAAAAAAGCAGUUCAUGAAGUAUCUCAAUUAGGAGGGAAGCAUUUGUAUGACUUUAUUUAUAGGGCUGGGAGAACAUUAAUUACAAAUAGCUUCGCAUCAAAGUUCAGCUACUUGGGAAAGCGACAGAAAGAAUCUUUUAAAAUUCUUAAGAUGAAUAAUUUGUUGAUAGAAUCUGCUAUGCAUCUUCAUAAACAAGCUACUGUCAAGGAUGUAGAGGUGGAGAUCUCGAAAUGGCUUAAAAGAGCUGCAGAGAGGGCAAAAAAUGAAAAAGAAUAAGUCUACUUUUAUCUUCUUUCGACCUAACUUUUAAAAUAAAUUAAUUCAUAUUUAAAAUAUAUUGUUUUUAGUUUUCACCCAACACUACAUCUAUAUAAGAUUUAUUUUGAAUUUGUAUGUAACAGUUAAAAUAAAAUUUCUUAAUUUCUUGUUCCA
Messenger RNA from Photinus pyralis (common eastern firefly), 2365 nucleotides. RefSeq lists its product as uncharacterized. NCBI's taxonomy places the organism in Eukaryota, Metazoa, Arthropoda, Insecta, Coleoptera, Lampyridae. The transcript has 7 exons. The record is from RefSeq and is a predicted model, not a curated record. The coding region runs from base 1175 to 2209 and encodes 344 amino acids.